This is a messenger RNA of Cucumis melo (muskmelon), 2240 nucleotides long. Its product is annotated as O-fucosyltransferase 7-like. Gene Ontology annotation, cellular component: cytoplasm. Bases 238 to 1848 code for a protein of 536 amino acids. NCBI's taxonomy places the organism in Eukaryota, Viridiplantae, Streptophyta, Magnoliopsida, Cucurbitales, Cucurbitaceae. The transcript has 12 exons. The record is from RefSeq and is a predicted model, not a curated record.
CUUCCCUGCCAAUGCUAACGAGAAAUAUUGUCAGAAAAACCGCCGGAAACAGAGCGGCAAAAGUGAAGAGAAGAACCAAAAGCCCAUCCCAAAUCACCAUUGCUUUCGCCCAUCUUUUCCUUCUCUACAAUGCUCGCCCGCCAUUGUUACACCGACUGAGCUUCACAGAGUGAGUGAGAGAUAUAGAGAGAUAAUCCUCGCGUCUUCUUGAUCGUUUCUGUUUUUAGAGAUUGAGAUAUGCCGAAGCCGCGGCGAAGAGCCUUUUCGGUCAUGAGGAAGCUUCUAACAUGCACUAUUUGCUCAAUGGCCCUAGUUGCUGUGUUGUCCGUUCCCGUCCAGGUUUUUCCUUCAUCCAGAGACGUUCCGAUCUUCUCUCGAUCUUAUAAACUCCCUGAGCAACUUGGAUUGAAGUUUCAGAGACCGGUUACAAAGCAAAGCUUGACACAAGAGCUUUCACCACUUCGUUGGUCCAAAGCUCCUCGUCUUUUCCACAAGUUGGCUUGUGGCAGCCAGACCUCUGCUUUGGAUGAUCUUUGGACUCCUCCUUCGAGUCGUAAUUUCUUUCCCUGCACUAAGCCUAGUCUUAAUUACUCAUCUCCUGGAAAGACAAGAGGUUUCCUUCUGGUUCAUACAAAUGGAGGGCUUAAUCAAAUGCGCGCUGGGAUAUGUGACAUGGUUGCAAUAGCACGUAUAAUUAAUGCAACCCUCGUGAUUCCUGAUCUUGACAAGCAUUCAUUUUGGAACGACUCUAGCAACUUCUCAGAUAUUUUUGAUGAAGAUCAUUUUAUUAAUGCUCUUUCCAAUGAUGUAAAAGUCAUUAAGAAGCUUCCUAAGGAGUUUGCUACCAUUCCAAGAGCAGUUAAGCAUUUUAGAAGCUGGUCUGGUAUUGAUUACUACCGAGAUGAGAUAGCUAGCAUGUGGAAAGAUCAUCGGGUUAUUCGAGCUGCAAAAUCAGAUUCUCGCUUAGCAAAUAACAACCUUCCUGCUGACAUACAAAAGUUGCGAUGUCAUGCUUGUUAUGAAGCCUUGCGGUUUUCACCUAAAAUUGAAGCUAUGGGAAAGCUUUUGGUGGACCGUAUGAGGUCUUAUGGUCCUUACAUUGCAUUGCAUUUACGGUAUGAGAAGGAUAUGCUAUCAUUCAGUGGAUGCACACACGAUCUGUCUCCUGCCGAAGCUGAAGAGCUAAAGAUGAUUAGGGAGAACACAUCUUACUGGAAAGUAAAAAACAUUGAUCCCAAGGAACAAAGAGCCAAGGGGCACUGCCCCCUUACUCCAAAAGAGGUCGGAAUUUUUCUAAACGCUCUUGGAUACCCAUCAAAUACUCCUAUAUACGUUGCUGCAGGUGAUAUAUAUGGGGGUGAAUCACACAUGUCUGAUCUCCAACUGCGAUAUCCCUUGUUAAUGAGGAAGGAAACUUUGGCAUCUUCUAAAGAGCUUGAACCUUUUGUUCAUCAUGCAUCUCAAAUGGCUGCUCUGGAUUACAUUGUAUCUGUUGAAAGUGAUGUAUUUAUAUCCUCAUAUUCUGGAAACAUGGCCAGGGCAGUUGAAGGUCACCGCCGUUUCCUUGGACAUAGGAGGACAAUAUCACCAGACAGGAAAUCCCUUGUUCGUCUGUUUGACAAGCUUGAAAAAGGAACCAUGCAAGAGGGGAAUAACUUAGCCAGCCGAAUUAUUGAAUUGCAUAAAAGGAGGCAAGGAUCUGCAAGGAAGAGAAAAGGCCCCAUUUCAGGAACUAGAGGAAUGGAUAGGUUUCGUUCAGAAGAAUCUUUUUAUGUUAAUCCUUUGCCUGACUGUUUAUGUCAGAGAGAACAACCAAAUUCACAAGCUUCAUCUUUCAUUCGUCGAUAAAAGAAAAAAGGUACAUAUAAAUGUCAAAUUUAACCGAGGAAAUUUGUGACAUGAAGAAGGCUUUUGGUAUGAAUGUGAAGGCAUUGAUGAAGAUAUAGAGUUUGUAUAUCGGAAGCUAACAUCGGCUAAAUUAGCUCUUGCUGAGGCUACCAGUUACCUUUACGUUUUCCUUCUUGUGCUUCAUGAAAAACUAUGCAACCUUCUUGUUGCCUUUUAAUUUAUAUAAAUAUUGGUUGUUCAUAUGAUAUAAUCAAUUAAGUUAGAUGAGUUUUGCUUCUUUUAUCUGAGCAUGGUUCGGUUUAGAAGAGCGUGCUAUACAAACCCUCAACCUUGAAGGUGCCUCUUGAUUUGUAAUAUGAUAUUUUCUUAAUGGCGAUUUUUCGUUUAUAUUU